GGAAAAAUUCUAGGCACCGGCCCCUGUGAAUGGUUGUGGUCAAUCGGGACGUGAUCAAACGGGACUCUUCCUGCGAAGAAAUUAUGAGAGCGUAUCAAGCUUUGGGAAAUUUAUCUGCGCGGGAGUUGAGCUGUAAAUAAAACUGAAAGUCUAACCUCAAUUGUCUCGUCUGCAGAUUCAUUUAUUGUUAUUCCGUAGAAAUGUCUUCGUGUACAUCAUUUUAAACGAUACUCUUUUCAAAAAAUCUCGUCGAUUAUCUUCGAGGUGAAAUGAAGCAGCAGACGGACUGCGAAGUAACGUGGACUUCUCUAGAACUCACCGGCCUCCUAGAGGAUGAGGAGGCUCACGUGCAUUUUACGAGGACAAUCAAACACCUCGCAUUACAUCCGUAUCACUUGAACAAUGUUCAACGGGGUCUGAAUCAGAUUUUGGUUUCAUCAUUGAAUACCUAUGACAGAGAAUUGAAGGGAUUUGUGCUGGCUUUUAGAAAUUCUAAACUGCUCAACAAUCUUGGAGCAACACUCUAUGACUCUCCCUUUAUUCAUGUCGACAUUGAAGCAGAUUUCUAUCUGUUUCGUCCAACGGUCGGAUCUUUUCUAAAAGGUGUAGUCAAUAAGAAGGGAUUAGAUCAUAUUGUGGUACUAGUGCAUAAAAUAUAUACCAUAUCUAUUCCGAAACCAGAUGAUGUAGAGGAAUGGCCAGGUGAUUCAGUGGAGAUCGGUCAGGAAGUGAAAUGUUGUGUGAAUCAAAUAGAUAACAAGAGUAAACCCCCUUUUAUUUGUGCCAUUUUAAAUUCUGAUUACUCGCAAGGUUGUAAAUUAUUAGAAAGUAUAAAUAAUAUUGAUAAUAUGGACAGUGCAAUUGAAACCUACAGUGCUAAUAGCAUUGUGAAGAUUGAAAAUUCCAUUAACGGAAUGUCAGAAGAUAAAGAUGAUAAUGUUUCUGAGAAAGAGAGGAGAAAACAUCGAAAGAAACACAAGAAAUCUCGUGAGAGUUUAGAAAUUGACUUGAAAAUUGAAAAUGAAUCAGAAAUCGAAACAGAUAAUGUAUCUAAAAAACAUAAAAAAAGCAAGAAAAUAUCUAAAUCAUUUAAUAACGAUACAGAUUUGGACGAACAUAUAGAAAUUCGUAAAGCUGUAAAGAGAGAAAAUUCCAUUCCAUUAGAUAGUGUUACUGAAAGAGAAACGAAAAAGAGAAAGAAACAUGCGAAGAAAUCUCGAGAAUCUGACUCGGAAUUUGUAAUUGUAAAGAAUGAAGAAGGAGUAAUGAAUAAUACAGAGAGUACUAUUUCAAUUCGUAUUAAAUCUGAAAAAGAUGAGCAACAUGAGAACUAUAAUAUGCCAAACACGAGUCUUUCUUCAAGUAAUUCAGAAAUAUUAAGUAUAUCUAAAAAACAUAAAAAAAACAAGAAAUCGCCAAUGGUAAUGUCAGAUUCAGAAUCAGAUCAUAUUGUUAAAAUAAAGAUUGAAAAGCAAGAUCCAGAAAAUCAAUCAUUUUAUAGCGAGAAUCAAGCUGCGCAAAAAGUAGAUGAGAUUUUUAAAACGCCUAAAUUUAUAAAAAGUGAAGAUUCUGACAAAGAAAGAAAAAAAAGUUCUAAGAAACAGGCUUUAAGAGAUUCACUUAAAAUUAAGAGUGAAGACGAUGUAAUCAAUGAUGCAAAUGACGCCUUGGAUAAAGAAAGAAAAAAGAGUCCAAAGAAACAUGCGAAAGCAUCCAGAGAUUCAGACUCAAAAGCUGAGUUUAAAAUUAAGAAAGAAGUCGAAAUAAUCAAUGAUACGGAUAUUUCUGAUAAAGAAGGGAAAAAGAGUUCAAAAAAAUACGCAAAGGCAUUUAAAGAUUCAGAUUCAAAAGCUGGGCUUCGAAUUAAGAGUGAGAUCGAUAUACUCUAUGAUGACACUUCUGACAGAGAAAAGAAAAAAAUUUAAAUAAAUAUUCAAAUGUAUCGGAAGAUUCAUAUCUUGAUGUUAAAAUUAAGAGUGAAAAUAUAACAGAUGAUAGUACUUCUCGAACAAUUAAAUGUGAUCCUGAAGAGUCUUAACAUGCCAAACACAAUACAUCGGAAAUAGAUAACAAUUCAAGCAGUUCAAAUCUCGAUCAUGCAUCGAGAAAAUGUAUGAAGAAUGUACGCUUACGAUAUUAUCGACUUCAGAAUUUAAAUGUUCCAUUAAAAUAAAAAUUGAAAAUGAUUGAGUCGAUAAAGUGCUAUUGUGUAAACGUUUUUCGUAAUACAGACUUGAUACAGAACUCUCAAAUUCUCAUAUUGAGAAAAAAGAAGCGCUAUAUGGAAAUGUAUAACAGUAAAUAUUUUUUGUAAUUAACUGGUAUGUACAUUGAGCAAGUUAGCGUUUAUAAUAAAGUCGAAUGAUAAAACGAAAUAGCUAUGUAUAGGAAUGGUAACAGCAUGUAGUACGAAACAUAAAAACAUUUUAUUCACAGAUACAAACUAUUGUAACGUGCACACGUGUCGUAUUUGUGUACUCUGCAAAUCGGAUUUGAACAUUUAAAGUUGUAAAUUGUGCACUGUUUAUGAUAAAAUUAACCGGAGACCACUAAUUGUGUACACAUUCGGUAAUUUAUUUCAAUCUUGUUUCUCUGCUAUUUUGUUUAAUCAGCAUUUCCAACGAAUACGAAUUUUUAUAAACAAU
This is a messenger RNA of Pogonomyrmex barbatus (red harvester ant), 2645 nucleotides long. RefSeq names its product RNA polymerase I subunit F (gene Polr1F). Gene Ontology annotation, biological process: DNA-templated transcription initiation; transcription elongation by RNA polymerase I. NCBI's taxonomy places the organism in Eukaryota, Metazoa, Arthropoda, Insecta, Hymenoptera, Formicidae. The record is from RefSeq and is a predicted model, not a curated record. Gene Ontology annotation, cellular component: RNA polymerase I complex.